AUGUCUUUGGCGCUCAAAAUUGACAAGUAUCGCACAGCGAAGCGGAUAGCUGCCGAAGCACGACACUUACAUUCAAGGUUGGUGAACAACUGUCUCCUAGACACCCCAUCACAGCAAACAGACUACCCAAGUAUUAACCGACUUUCCCAAGGUGCGCUUUUACGUUCGACGAUCCUGCGCACACGACCGGUAGACGAGAAAGGAAAGCGCUUUGAGUCUGCGUUUUGUUUUCGCAUUCAUGAAAGAUGCAGUCUGCUGGCCGCUGUGAAUACAGACGAACUGAAAGAUGCCGCUGAACUUGCUGCAGUCACCGAGGCGCUGCGCAUUAUUCCAACCUCCACCGAGUGGGGUCGAAUUUUGAAAGUAUUUGACUCUGAUCUGUUUGUGGCUUUCAUUCGCUUGUUGAAGUGCCUGAACGGAGCGGCUGCAGUAGAAAUAUCGCGUAAAGUACCACCGCGUCCUUCGAACGACGAUUUGGGUUAUUCUUCUCGUGUGGAUAUGAUUUCUCAAGUGUUCAAAGCAACUGUCUCUGUGGAACUUGCCUCAAUUGACGAAAUGGACCUGCAAUCUGUUUCUCGAGGUGACCAGCUUACCCCAGCUUCGGCUUCGAAUGCCGAUGCGUCUUCUUCGAAUGAAAAUGCGUGGAGGGAAACGCGACAAAGAAUGCCACUCCACUACGACUUCGGUGUCAGCGGCGAUUGGGCUUUUAGCGUCCGCGACGCAAUAAAGCUGGCGAUCGCCAAUUCUUUUGACGUUCUCGAGAACCACGUGAUCGAGGAAUGGCGUGAAGUCGGGAAGGAGGCCGCCUUACUCUUGAACGAACUUCGGCUGGGUGGAAGCAGCACCUCGGAACUGGAUACUGGCCAUCUCAACAGCGCUCUUACGAGUCAUAGUUUCCCUGCACGUGUUAUCGAUAAUGUCGGUGAAUGCGGAGACGAAAUGCUCGUGAGAUGGACGGUACGCUCGCAGCAGAAACGGAGUGACGUGCGCAUCUCCCCUAGCAGAAGCGAGCAAAACGAUUCUACUGAACUAGGCGAGAGUGGCGAAAAUAGCUUUCCCACGUCGGUUGAGAUAAUAGGUGCCCAAAGAACCACAGGCUUAGACGACGCUGGAAAGACACAAACUGUGACGGAGUAUACCGUCUGCGCUUUUCCAGUUGCGCUCCCUAGAAGACGAAACAAAAAUUCCUUUUACGUGAAUGGUGUAGGCGUCAAACACAUCCGCGAUCAAAUGUUGUGGCAACAAAGGUGUCUGCCGGGUGCGAUGUUGAUGUCUACGGCCGUGCAAAGACGCGCGUUGUAUCGCCACUAUGAUCCUCACUUUUCGAAGGCGCAGCUGUACGAUCUGUCUAGGAAGACGGCGAAAGGUUCGCAUCUCACCGCCCGUAACUGUGUCCGAACCCCAUCUGAGUUCACACGGAACUUUUUACCCCUUUUUGCAGCACUUUCGUGCUCGGUUCCAUCGGCUCUCUCUGCCUCCACUUCGGAAAGCAACGACAAGACGGCAGCUUCACGUUCCAACGGAGCGCUGUUACACUCAGCGGCUUCCUCGCAAAACGUGUGGUACUGUCCUGACGUGGUGGUGAUGCUAGCGAUCAUUCGGUCAACGCUUCGCCUGUCACACGACAGCUUCCCAGAGGUCAAAUUCGAUCAGAAAGCGGUGCACGACCCUGUGCGUCGCGUUCGCGAGCUGACAAUGGGGCUUUACGGUGACGUUGACGUUUACACAAAGGUGCGAGUCGAAUGGGCAACACCGCGAGGCACCUUUGUCGCAAGCGCGGAAAGUGACCCAGCGCGCCAUUCGACCUCGAACACCUGCCGGAGCAGUCCUUCACAGUGGCUGUCGUGCGAGGAUACAGGGCACCCACGUGGCCCACUCCCUUUGCUUGUGGCUGCCGUCUGUUCUUUGUUUGAUCAGGUGAUGGCAAGUCGUCCAUCUGCUCUGCAGCAUUACCCUGUCAUUCCCGUAAAAGAGCCCUUCUUACGCCGUGGGUUGGAUUUUCUCUUCUACUCGUGGUUUGGCGCUACUCCACAAGUGCGCUGCUUUGCAAUUGGAACAGCGGCACCGAUGGCCGAGGUCAAGGCGGGCGCGGGUCUGCGGUGGCGGAGUCCACCGGAUGGGUUUACGAGCAGCGAUGUUGGUGCGUACAUGACCCGCGCGAUGCUCUUCUACGACUUUUUAGGACAGCGCGUCCUCUUCGCGGAAACGCACGCGAGCGACGUGGUGGACGCAGUGGCGCGGCUCGAUGCGCUUGCGAUGGAGGUGAACCACAUUCAUCAAGACGUUCCUAUGCCCGUUUCAGCGGCGCGUGGGCGACCCUUGCGCUCCAUUUCCCACUGGCAGCAGUGGCGAGUUGCCCGUGAGCACUUGGAGCGGGCCGUGAAAUCCCUCGCGGCCCCCGCAGCGUCCACCACAAGCUCUGCGAUGGGGAUGAGCGUAGCCGCAACGAGUCCCGCACCAUCUUCGCUGAUGUUACAGCACUUACUGCGCUGCUGCAUCGAUUCUUGUGCGAAUGAAGUGAGUGCGCUGUGGACGGUGGUGGAUGUGUUAGCGAGGGUGGCGCUACCCACGCCCUUGCGCUCCGCUUCAUCGACUGGUGUGGUGGAUAACAGUUCAGCGGAUGUGUUGACGGUACACUACACGCCCGACAGCUCUUCAACGGAGGAGCGGGCUGGUGGUGUUGCUGCUGCUGUAGCCGACAGAAUCGGUGGCGACGAAGAGGAGUUGCUGUGGCUCGGCCGCCGCCACGUGCCGUGGAGGAGCCGUCCUCUCGGCAAGGAGACCGCUCCACCGCCGGCGGGUGUGGUGGAGCUGCGCCUCGACACACAGGCCUUUACGUUUUCUGGGAGUGCGUGCACGGCAAGUAAAGAAUCCGCGCGCAGCGUUAGCUUUCGUUGCCGUGUCGACCCAUUGUGCAGCAGCGACAGCAGCUGCGAUGGUGGUGAUGGCAGCGCUGGCCAGGCAUUCACCGGCGUUCUCCCUGCUCUCACCGUGCUGUGUCGUGCAGCACUGCGGUACGUGUGGGCGAAGGUCAACGAGAGCUGUCACGCCAUCGCCAACCAGCUACCCUCCAUCGAAGAGCUGCUGGGUUGGUGCAUGACGGCGGACCCGGUGCUGGCGCGGGAGGCGGACGGGUUCCCGCCGUUCGAGGCGCGGUUCUACGCGGCCCCGAAGUUGCUCGGCGAGCUCCUGCAGGGCAUCGCGGGCAAGUACUCCUGCAGCUACUCGGCUGUACUACCGAACGCAAACUCAGCUGACACAACAACAAAAGGUGGAUGUCCGAAGGUGGACAUAGAUGCACUCUCGGCACCUGCGUCUUUCACGGCGACGCUGGUGCAGCCCUCCACGGUUUUUUAUCGCUCCGAGGUGCUUCUGGUGAACCCACAUAAUACCGGUGUUGAGGAAGCUGAGGAUGACGGUGGGCCGUGGUCGGCGUCCAGUCGCCACGCAGCAGCGCAGUCUGCACCGCCGUGUGUGGAGUGCACCCUCUUCAUUGACGGUAUUAUGAGAAGCUGCAACAAUAGUAUCAGUCAUCGUCCCUACCUGCCCUCCUCGUUCGGCUCGCCAGCCGCAAGUUCCAAACCUGUCACGACGACUGCAGGAUACGUGCUGGGCAGAGGUGUGGGCCGCACGAAGCGAGAGGCGUGGCGCUCCGCAGCGUGGCAGGCAUUACGGCUUCAAUUCCCGCUCGCGCUGGCGCAAAUGGAGGUGCUGCGAGAUGUCACGGAACUCACACAGCACCCCGAUCAGUUGAGCUUGCUGUCCCAAAGAAAAAAUGAUGGCAGCACUGUUGCCAUCCCGAGCACAGCCCAACAACGUGAGCUGCUGCUGCCGGCGUUGCCCGUGUGCGGACUCAGGUGGCAGUGGCGGCAGACGGUGCGAUCGCCCCACGGCAGCCACCCUUCUGUGACUUCGUGUCACCGCGAUCAGUCGACGCUGCCCAUCACCUUCGUCUGUUCUGUGGACCUCCUGUACGCCGACGACGCACAAACGCCCCUGCCGGGGGUGACGGCUACCGCUACGUCAGCCGGAGAAGCUUACGUGCUCGCGGGCAAGAAGCUGCUGCAGCUCGUUGGAGAGGCGCGUCUCAAGAAGCACGCCUCAGGUCUUCCUUCUCCUUCGUUCAGCGACUCAGCAUGGGGACUGACGGCGGUGGGUUGGACGGCAGCUAGUAGCUCCACCUUGACAGCGGCGACGGCGAGCGAGUCGAGCCGCCAGCUGCCCUACGCCAAUUGGCGACUCUCCACCCACUUCACCAAGAGUAUCUGGCACGCCUACGCCGGCGCGCUGAGCGUGUACUUUGGGGAGGACAUGAUCGUAGAACUUCUGCGUGACAUGCGAGACGAGCAGGUGGAGGACGGAGACAAGCGACAGGCAGAACUGCCUGCAUCCGCACGAGCCUUUCACAACCUGUCCACGAUACAGGUGCGGUCGCGUUAUGAGGGGGGUUACCAGCCAGCGGCAUAUCAUGCGGCUGGGUCUCGCGCGGCUGGUUGCUGGGGAGACGGAGGGGACGGUUCGCUAAAGAGGGAACACGCACGUCGAGUCGACACGGACGACGUCCGCGCUAGCAGCAGCAGCAGCAGCAGCUGCCUGCGUUUUCGACAAACGCCUGCCUCCUUGCUGGCGCGGCACCCACCGCGGCGGCCCUCCCCACAACCACCAUCGCCACCGCCGUCGUUCCCGUCUGCGCAACAAACAGCUACCACUUCCACGCCUUCCCUCUCCCUUGCAGGCGAAAACCAGCCGUUUACGAUACUACGAGCAACGUCUUGGUGGCUGCGCGACCUGGUGGAGCAGUGCGCCAUGCUACGGCAGACCCGCGAGGAGUUGAAUGGUCUGCUGCGUGGCCGCCUCCACGACAUCGAACGCAUUCAACGCACUUCACGCUGGAGUCCGGCGGAGCGUGUGGCGGCGAUGGUGCAGCGGUGGACAGGGUGUCACGCCGAGGUGCGCCUGCGCGGAUCCGCGUUUCCUUCCUCCUCCUCUGCGUCCUCUCCGGCGGAUUCGAUGUGGGUGGCGGAGGUGCUGCUGCGGAUCUGUGUGGUGCGAUUGGGCAGGAGCUCCCGGAAUCGAAGAAGGGAUGGACAGUUACCACAGGGAAAGAGACCUGAAACGGGUAGGAUGUUUUGGGCAAGGCAGCCUGGGGUGUGGGUGGUGGGUCGAGCCGCCGCCGCGACGAGUGAUGAGGCGGCCUGGAGGCUCUAUUGCGACGUCUGUGAGGCCGUGCGCGAGGCAGCUCCCUGA
Molecule: messenger RNA, 5247 nt
Organism: Leptomonas pyrrhocoris
Lineage: Eukaryota; Euglenozoa; Kinetoplastea; Trypanosomatida; Trypanosomatidae
Exons: 1
Coding region: 1-5247 (1748 amino acids)
Source: RefSeq, a predicted model, not a curated record